AUGGCUGGCGACGGUGCUGGCGUGACCGGCAAGUCGGAUCCCAUCAUCACCCGGCUUGCCAACGAGGACAAGAAAUGGUUCUACCAGAAGCCCAACCUGCUUUACCUUUACCUGAUGCUCUUUCCCACUUGCAUGGGUAUUGAGUUGACGUCUGGUUUCGACUCGCAGAUGAUCAACGCUCUGCAGAUCGUCCCCUUCUGGAAAUAUUACUUCAACGAUCCUCAAGGUGCUCUCAAGGGGAUUAUUGCCGCUGCCUACUCUCUCGGUGCUAUUCUCUCUCUUCCGUUCAUCCCCAUGGUCAAUGACAGGUUCGGCCGUCGCUGGUCCAUCUUUGGCGGCUCUGUCGUCAUGGUUAUCGGUGCUCUCGUUCAGGGUUUCUCCGUCCACGUCGGCAUGUACAUCGUCGCCCGUAUGAUUCUCGGUUUCGGUAUUCCCACUUGCAUUGUCUCUGGCUCGUCUUUGAUCGGAGAGUUGGCCUAUCCCAAGGAGCGUCCUGUCAUGACCUCGCUCUUCAACGUCGCCUACUUUGUCGGUCAGAUUAUUGCUGCUGCCAUCUGCUUCGGCACCAACAACAUCCAGAGCGACUGGGCCUGGAGAAUCCCAUCGCUUUUGCAGAUUUGCCCUUCUCUUUUGCAAAUCACCUUUGUCUUCUUCCUUCCCGAGUCGCCUCGCUGGCUCAUCACAAAGGAUCGUGGUGAUGAGGCUCUUGCUAUCUUGGAGAAGUACCAUGGCGAAUCUGAUCGCGGCGCCGAGUUCGUUGCGGCCGAGUUCGCUCAGAUGCAGACAACCAUCAAGCUCGAGCUGGAGGCGGCCAAGAAGUCAUGGCUGGACUUGUUCAAGACGGCCGGUAUGCGCCGUCGUGUUCUGAUUACCACCAUGCUGGGUCUCUUCACACAAUGGUCCGGCAACACCUUGAUUUCAUACUACCUUGGUGAUCUUCUCAAGAUGAUUGGUUUCACCGACACAACCUAUGUCCAGAAGAUCAACGUCUCGAUUGCCUGCUGGUCUCUUGUCUGCGGCGCCACCGUUUCUCUCCUCGUCACCAAGAUUCGUCGUCGCGUCAUGUACCUCGCUUGCACCAUCUCUCUGCUUCUCUGCUACAUUGCCUGGACCAUCUCCAUGGAGCGCGCUCAGACUGCCGCUCAAGCUGGCACGCCCAACAACGCGGCCAACAUUGCGACCCUCUUCUUCAUCUACGCCUACUCUCCCUGCUACAACAUGGGUUACAACGCUCUUACCUACACCUACAUGGUCGAGGUGUGGCCCUAUGCUGAGCGCUCUUCCGGUAUCGCCUUCUUCCAGCUCUUCGGCCGUCUUGCCGGUUUCUUCACCACCUUUGUCAACCCCAUUGGUCUCAACUCGGUGGGCUGGAGAUAUCUCAUUUCCUACUGCUGCUGGCUCGCCUACGAGGUCGUGUUUGUUUACUUCUUCUUCCCUGAGACAUUUGGUCGCACUCUGGAGGAGUUGGCCUUCUUGUUUGAGGACAAGCAUCUUGCCGACCAGGCCAACGCUGCUGUCGAAAAGGUUCUCAACGAGAAGAACGCGGACGUAAUUUCACUCGGUGGAGAGAAGGGUCGCUCCGAGGUCCGGGAGAAUGUUGCGUGAGAUGGUCACAGCAUUGCGGCCGGCGUGAUCUAGCCAAAGAUACCACGGAGUGGCUGGAGGGAAGGAGUUUGCUCGGGGACGCACAUGCUCGAUGGAGCGGGAGCAGGGUGUACCACAGUAGAUGCAUUUAUCUUUAGUUACAUUAGCACUAAUCGCCUAUAAAGGAUGAAUGACAUUUGGUGUUUCUGACGUCAGCCCUUCUCUUGGCCAUGUUGAUGUGUUGAUAUUUGCCGCUCUGG
Molecule: messenger RNA, 1844 nt
Organism: Podospora pseudopauciseta
Lineage: Eukaryota; Fungi; Ascomycota; Sordariomycetes; Sordariales; Podosporaceae
Exons: 6
Coding region: 1-1605 (534 amino acids)
Biological process (GO): carbohydrate transport; transmembrane transport
Cellular component (GO): membrane
Molecular function (GO): carbohydrate:proton symporter activity
Source: RefSeq, a predicted model, not a curated record